This is a messenger RNA of Hibiscus syriacus, 1666 nucleotides long. RefSeq names its product DEAD-box ATP-dependent RNA helicase 15-like. The record is from RefSeq and is a predicted model, not a curated record. The coding region runs from base 151 to 1437 and encodes 428 amino acids. Gene Ontology annotation, molecular function: RNA binding; ATP binding; RNA helicase activity. The transcript is spliced from 12 exons. Lineage: Eukaryota; Viridiplantae; Streptophyta; Magnoliopsida; Malvales; Malvaceae.
AGCUCCAUUUUUUCCUCGCUACGAGUACGACACUAGAAUAUACAUAUAUAUUCUUCAUAAAGAGCUAACCCUUUUUUGCUUUGCAGGCAUUACAAACCCUAACCCUAGUACCUUCAAUCCUCUCCCCAUUUUAAUUAAUUUCAAAGAUAAAUGGGAGAAACAAGGGAGACCGAUGCUUACGAGGAGGAGCUUCUCGACUACGAGGAGGAAGAAGAUAAGGCACCUGACUCUGUCACCGCUAAAGUCAAUGGAGAGGGCGCGAAGAAGGGCUAUGUUGGCAUCCACAGUUCAGGAUUCAGAGACUUCCUUUUGAAACCAGAGUUUCUUCGUGCCAUUGUUGACUCUGGAUUUGAGCACCCUUCGGAAGUGCAACAUGAAUGCAUUCCCCAAGCUAUAUUGGGUAUGGAUGUCAUUUGCCAAGCUAAAUCAGGGAUGGAAAAGACCGCAGUUUUUGUUCUAUCAACACUAAAGCAAAUCGAACCUAGCCCAGGACAAGUUAUUGCCCUUGUUUUAUGUCAUACAAGGGAGUUAGCUUACCAGAUUUGCCAUGAGUUCGAGAGAUUCAGUACAUAUCUGCCUGAUAUCAAGGUUGCUGUCUUUUAUGGAGGUGUCAACAUCAAAGUUCACAAAGAUCUAUUGAAAAAUGAAUGCCCCCACAUUGUUGUUGGGACACCUGGAAGGAUAUUGGCUCUGACAAGAGACAAGGAUCUUUCUUUGAAGAAUGUGAGGCAUUUCAUUCUCGAUGAAUGUGACAAGAUGCUUGAAUCACUUGACAUGAGGAGAGAUGUGCAGGAGAUCUUCAAGAUGACCCCUCAUGAUAAGCAAGUUAUGAUGUUUUCUGCAACACUCAGCAAAGAAAUUCGCCCGGUUUGCAAGAAAUUUAUGCAAGACCCAAUGGAAAUUUAUGUUGAUGAUGAGGCCAAGUUGACCCUUCAUGGUCUUGUACAGCAUUACAUCAAAUUGAGUGAAAUGGAGAAAAAUCGCAAGUUGAAUGAUCUCCUUGAUGCGUUGGACUUCAACCAAGUUGUUAUCUUUGUCAAAAGUGUGAAUCGUGCAGCUGAGUUGAACAAGUUACUUGUGGAGUGCAACUUUCCAUCUAUAUGCAUUCACUCUGGCAUGUCCCAGGAAGAAAGGUUGACUCGCUACAAGGGUUUCAAGGAGGGGCAUAAAAGAAUUCUUGUGGCGACAGAUUUGGUCGGAAGGGGAAUUGACAUUGAACGUGUUAACAUUGUCAUCAACUAUGACAUGCCUUAUUCUGCUGAUACGUACCUGCACAGGGUUGGUAGAGCUGGUAGAUUUGGCACUAAGGGUCUUGCAAUUACAUUUGUUUCAUCUGCUUCAGAUUCUGAUGUUCUCAACCAGGUCCAGGAGAGGUUUGAGGUGGAUAUAAAGGAGCUUCCUGAGCAAAUUGACACAUCUACGUACAUGCCAUCAUAAAGAAGGUUCGUUCUACUGUAGCUGGGUUUUGAAAUCCAAAUCACUUAAUGAUUUGUGUGGUCGCUGGAAGCCACGUGUAUUUGUUCAUAAAGGAAUGCUUUUAAAUCAGUUGCUUGGGAGCAGCAACAGAGGCAGUUGCAGUUGGUUUUAACUUUUUAAGAGUAUUGUAGCCUUUUGUAAGAACUUAAAUUUGGAUUUAGCUUUUAUCUUUGGGGAAAAUUUUCCUUUU